AUGAAAAGACUGAAAUUGUUGUAUAAACUUCUUAACAAUUGGGGGGUCGAAGACAACUCAGACUAUAGUGAAAUGUUUAACAAAGUCAUAGAAUCUGUUAAACCAAUUGAAAACGACAUAAAAAAUCCCGGUGUUCUUGUAGACCUUUUCGCCUCAAAAUUACCAGUUACAACCAAUCUAAUAGCAACACAAGCUAUAGAGCAAUUUAUUUUAUGUUUUCCCAAGCAAUAUAGACAACACCUGAGGGAAACAAGAAUAGGAAAAUUUCAAUUGGUGUAUCCUACAACAUACAACUAUUACGAAGAAGCAAAUGAAUAUGGAGAACUCUCAUUCCAUUUCACACUUUCAGUUCCUGAGGGAGAAGAAAAAGCAAUCUAUCAUGUACAAUCUCUUGCAGGAUGUGAAGGAAAACCUCACAUAAUAUCUACUGUUGCAAUUGACAAACCUGCAAGAGUCGAAGACGAUGUUUUGUUCGCGUCCAUUGCUGGUUUUGGCAUGGGAGAACCAAUUCCAAUUUCCCAUUUCACAGAAUACUCAGCACAACAUUUUCAAAAUGUAGAAUUCGUGUUCUACGACCAGCAAAAGUUCCUGCUAACAAAACCAAAGAAACAAUUUGUCUCAAUAUUUGUUGCUGGUCAUGUGGCUGACAAAGAGCCAUCAGAUACUGACUAUGAAGAAGAGGAGGAGGAAGAAGAACAACAAGAAGACGAAUAA
Messenger RNA from Trichomonas vaginalis G3, 714 nucleotides. RefSeq names its product attachment subunit-related family. The transcript has a single exon. The record is from RefSeq and is a predicted model, not a curated record. The coding region runs from base 1 to 714 and encodes 237 amino acids. Lineage: Eukaryota; Parabasalia; Trichomonadida; Trichomonadidae.